AUGGGUCACGCUAAGUUGCUCAAUCUGCACCCGGGUAUGGCUUCCAACCCAUACAGGAGCAUGAAGGAGCAGGUGCCCCUCAGGACUCUUUGUGAGCUUUGCAACCGCACCAUCAACACGCGCGACUGGCCUAUGCACAAGAACUCCAAGGCUCACCGCGCCCUUGAGCAAGCCGGGAAGGACAAAGAGAACACCAAGGCCAAAAACAACGGCACUGACAACUGGGGUGGCGAGACUUCCAGCUUCACGCCUGACGGUGAAUUCAACCUCGCCUCCGUUGACUCUGGCAACGACGGCUGGGGUACUGGCGGUGGUGGAGGUAAUCGUGCCUGCUUCGGCUGCGGUGAGAUUGGCCACACGAAGCGUGACUGUCCUAAGAGUGGUGCGUCCGGAGAUCGAGCGUGUUUCGCAUGUGGUGAAGUUGGCCACACGAAGCGCGAUUGCCCCAAGGGCGGCUCUGGCGGAGCUGGCCAGGCUUGCUUCAACUGUGGCAACGAGGGCCACCGCAAGAUGGACUGCCCAGAGCCUCUCAAGCCUCGCGCCGGCGGUGGUGGCGGCGGCGGUCGCGCUUGCUUCAACUGUCUCCAGCCAGGCCACAACGUCUCUGAGUGCGCCGAGCCUCGCGUUGAGCGCUGCCGCAACUGCGAUGCCGAGGGUCACCACAGCAGGGAGUGUCCCCAGCCCAAGGACUGGAGCCGAAUCAAAUGUAAGAACUGCUACAAGUACGGUCACGGCGAGAAGCGCUGCCCUGAGCCUGCCGGAUGGGACACUGCUGCCGACUCUGGUGCUGCUGCCGCAGGCAGUUGGGACAACGCUGGUGGAGACUCUUCUGCUGCUGUUGGUGGGUGGGGUGGCGACGACGUCGGUGCUGGUGCUCAGGAGACAUCCGGCGGCGACUGGGCUGACAAAGCGAACGCUGAGGCUCAGUGGUAG
Macroventuria anomochaeta is the source of this 933-nucleotide messenger RNA. RefSeq lists its product as uncharacterized. Gene Ontology annotation, molecular function: zinc ion binding; single-stranded RNA binding; mRNA binding. Gene Ontology annotation, biological process: positive regulation of cytoplasmic translation. Gene Ontology annotation, cellular component: cytoplasm. The transcript has 4 exons. Lineage: Eukaryota; Fungi; Ascomycota; Dothideomycetes; Pleosporales; Didymellaceae. Bases 1 to 933 code for a protein of 310 amino acids. The record is from RefSeq and is a predicted model, not a curated record.